AUGGGGAGUGCAGGAAGGAAGUGGGAUGGGCAUUUCAUUAGAGAAUGCCCAUUGCUUUCGGAGAACAACAGAAGGCCCAACCCACCCCAAAACUUUAGGCCGAAUAAUCAGGGCAACAAUCAGCGGAGGAAUGUACCUGCUCGGGUGUUUGCUUUGACACCGGGAGAAGCUGAGGACAAGGAUGAUGUCAUCACAGGAAUUAUUCCCUUAUUUCUCAAUAAGGCUACUGUUUUAUUUGACUCGGGGGCUACCCACUCUUUUAUUUCAAUGGAUUAUGUUAAAUUGUGCCCCAUUGAUGCUGAUGAGAUGGACUGCAAUUUGAGGGUCUCUACCCCAACUGGUGAUAUAGUGACUUGUAACAAGAUUUUACUCAAGUGUCCAAUAACUAUUAGCGGGAAGGAAAUGCCAGCUAACCUGAUAGUCUUUCCUAUGACUGGAUUUGAUGUAAUUCUGGGGAUGGAUUGGUUAGCUUCCAGUUAUGCUAGUAUUGAUUGUUUUAAAAGGGAAGUGGUGUUCAAGUUCCCGGAAGAAGAGGAACUUCGAUUUAUGGGUUCCAAGGUGUUUGGCUUUUGUGGUGGAUGA
This is a messenger RNA of Juglans microcarpa x Juglans regia, 582 nucleotides long. RefSeq lists its product as uncharacterized. Bases 1 to 582 code for a protein of 193 amino acids. The transcript is spliced from 3 exons. NCBI's taxonomy places the organism in Eukaryota, Viridiplantae, Streptophyta, Magnoliopsida, Fagales, Juglandaceae. The record is from RefSeq and is a predicted model, not a curated record.